GGAGAAGGAGGAGGAGAUCUCGGAGCUCAAAGCCGAGAGGAACAACACCAGGCUGCUGCUGGAGCAUCUGGAGUGCCUGGUGUCCAGACACGAGCGGUCACUUCGAAUGACGGUGGUCAAGCGGCAGGCUCAGUCUCCCUCGGGAGUCUCCAGUGAAGUCGAGGUCCUCAAAGCACUCAAGUCCCUCUUCGAACACCAUAAAGCCCUAGACGAGAAGGUAAGAGAGAGACUACGAGUGUCACUGGAGAGGGUGUCCGCCUUGGAGGAGGAGCUGACAGCAGCCAAUCAGGAGAUUGUGGCCUUACGGGAACAAAAUGCUCACAUUCAGAGAAAAGUGGCUUCCGGGGACGGAGGAGAGGACAUCCUGGAGGGAAGUGAAGCUCAGCAGAAGGUUCAUGGCAAGCGUCUGUCCAACGGCUCUCUGGAGUCGGCCCACGAGGCGAGCCAGGUGGUGGAGCUGCAGGACCUGCUGGAGAAGCAGAACUACGAGCUGGCCCAGAUGAAGGAGCGCAUGUCCUCCCUCUCCUCUCGGGUGUCCGAGGUGGAGCAGGAGCUGGAGACCGCCCGGAAGGACCUCAUCAAGUCGGAGGAGAUGAACAACAAGUACCAGAGGGACAUCAAAGAGGCCAUGUGUCAGAAAGAGGACAUGGAGGAACGGAUCGUAACAUUGGAAAAACGUUACCUGAGCGCCCAACGAGAGUCCACCUCGGUGCACGACAUCAACGACAAACUGGAGAACGAGUUGGCCAAUAAGGAGGCGUUCCUCAGACAGAUGGAGGAGAAGAACAGGCAGCUACAGGAGAGGCUGGAGCUUGCAGAGCAGAAGCUCCAGCAGACCAUGAGGAAGGCGGAGACUCUGCCGGAGGUCGAGGCUGAACUGGCCCAAAGGAUAGCAGCCCUCACCAAGGCGGAAGAGCGUCACGGGAGCAUUGAGGAGCGAAUGCGGCACUUGGAAUGCCAGCUGGAGGAGAAGAACCAGGAGCUGUUACGGGCUCGACAGAGGGAAAAGAUGAAUGAAGAGCACAACAAGCGACUGUCGGACACGGUGGACAGACUCCUCACGGAGUCCAACGAGCGUCUUCAGCUCCACCUGAAGGAGAGGAUGGCAGCUCUAGAAGAGAAGAAUUUAUUAAUCCAGGACUCAGAAGGUUACAGAAAACAAUAUGAAGAUUCACUCCAUGAAAAAACACAUCUGGCGGAGGAGAUCGAGAAACUGAGAUCAGAGCUGGACCAAUUCAGAUUGAGGGCAGGCUCCCUCACAGAACCCACCCUGUCACGGUCUCAUUUGGACACGUCAGCUGAGCUCCGAUUCUCGCUGGGAUCUCUGGCUGAAACACAGUCGGACCACUACCGCUCGGCCAAGGUCAUCAGGCGGCCAAGGAGAGGUCGAAUGGGUCUGCGUGAAACCAAGGCCAAAUCGCUCGGGGAGCAUGAAUGGCGAUCACAGCAGCUGGGGGUUCUGGGAGGCCACCACUUUGAGAGCGAUACAGAGAUGUCGGACAUCGAUGACGAUGAUAGGGAAACGUUGUUCAGCUCCAUGGACCUGCUCUCACCCAGCGGCCACUCUGAUGCACAGACUCUGGCCAUGAUGCUGCAGGAGCAGCUGGACGCAAUCAACAAGGAGAUUCGGCUGAUCCAGGAGGAGAAAGAGUCGACAGAGUUGCGGGCGGAGGAGAUUGAAAACCGUGUGGCCAGCGUCAGCCUCGAGGGCCUCAACCUGGCACGAAUGCACCACCACGGAGCCUCCAUCACUGCCUCAGCCACCGCCUCCUCCUUGGCCUCCUCCUCCCCGCCCAGUGGACACUCCACCCCCAAACUUGACCCUCGAAGCCCCGCCCGCGACAUGGAGCGUAUGGGGGUCAUGACACUGCCCAGUGAUCUGAGGAAACACAGAAGAAAGAUAGCAGCAGUGGACGAGGAUGGCCGUGAGGACAAGGCCACCAUCAAGUGUGAGACGUCCCCGCCUCCGACGCCACGCACGGUCCGAAUGACACAUACACUGCCAGCCUCCUCGCACAAUGACGCACGAGGGAUCGUGGCUUCUCUGGAGGCCGAGGCCAGUGCACUGAGUAGCGUAGCCAGCAGCCAAGACUCACUGCACAAGCAGCCGAAGAAGAAGGGCAUCAAAUCCUCCAUCGGACGGCUGUUUGGCAAGAAGGAGAAAGGCAGACUGGCACAUAUGGCACACAGACAUGUCAUGGUAGAUCCACAAGACAUGGCGGGCCAGGAUAUGGGGGUGAGCAAGCUGGGAACUCAGGCCGAGAAGGACCGCAGGUUGAAAAAGAAACACGAGCUAUUGGAGGAGGCCAGGAGAAAGGGUUUACCUUUCGCCCAAUGGGACGGUCCCACAGUUGUAGCCUGGCUGGAGCUGUGGUUGGGAAUGCCGGCCUGGUACGUGGCGGCAUGUCGCGCCAACGUGAAGAGUGGAGCCAUCAUGUCGGCGCUGUCUGACACUGAGAUCCAGAGGGAGAUCGGUAUCAGUAACCCUCUGCACCGCCUCAAGCUUCGCCUGGCCAUCCAGGAAAUGGUCUCGCUUACCAGCCCCUCGGCCCCGCCCACCUCCAGAACCCCGUCAGGCAAUGUGUGGGUGACCCAUGAGGAGAUGGAGACCAUGGCAGCCCCUUCCAAAACGAAGUCAGACUCUGAAGAGGGGAGCUGGGCACAGACUCUAGCUUAUGGUGACAUGAACCACGAGUGGAUAGGCAACGAGUGGCUGCCCAGUCUCGGACUACCUCAGUACCGCAGCUACUUCAUGGAGUGCCUGGUGGACGCACGCAUGCUGGACCACCUCACCAAGAAGGACCUUAGGGUGCACCUCAAAAUGGUGGACAGCUUCCACAGAACAAGUUUACAGUAUGGCAUCAUGGGUCUGAAGAAGCUCAACUAUGACAGGAAGGAACUGGAGAGACGCAGAGAGCACAGCCAGCACGAAAUGAGAGACGUGCUGGUGUGGAGUAAUGAGCGGGUCAUCCGCUGGGUCCAGAGCAUAGGCCUGAGGGACUACGCCAACAUCCUGCUAGAGAGCGGCGUGCAUGGAGCUCUGGUCGCUUUGGAUGACAACUUUGACUACAGCAGUCUGGCGCUGCUCCUCCAGAUCCCCAACCAAAACACUCAGGCACGUCAGAUUCUGGAGCGAGAGUACAAUAAUCUGCUGGCGCUGGGCACCGACAGGAGACUGGAUGAGUGUGACGACAAAGACUUCCGAGGUCCAUCGUGGCGGAGGCAGUUCCCGCCCCGGGACGUUCACGGUAUAAGCAUGAUGCCCGGAUCAGCUGAGACACUCCCUGCUGGAUUCCGUCUCACCGCCACCUCUGGUCACUCCCGAAGGUUGCCCCCUGAGGUCGGACCCUCUGCAGUGCAGCGGCUGGACAGCUCCACGGUGAGAACCUACUCCUGCUGAGAGGAGGAAGAGAGGGACCUUAAACUGUACGCUGUACAGUUCUAAAUGGCGAUUAACAAGUGGAGCUCUGGACAGGCCAACCUGCGAGGAACAAACCACUCUGACGACACGCACUGCCAAGAAGCCCUGACCCCUUUCCCCCCCAACCCUCUUCUUCCUCUUUUCUCCUAAAAUGGGCACCACAUGUCGGUGCUAAACUGUCCUGCAGGCUGCCCCGCUGUCACCAUUUCUACCUUUUACAUGUACAGUAACUUGUCGAAGCAUAACGUACUGUGUAUUUCUUCUACAGGAGAUGUGUAGGUUAUCUGUAAAUAAA
Molecule: messenger RNA, 3716 nt
Organism: Plectropomus leopardus (leopard coralgrouper)
Lineage: Eukaryota; Metazoa; Chordata; Actinopteri; Perciformes; Serranidae
Source: RefSeq, a predicted model, not a curated record